Bursaphelenchus okinawaensis is the source of this 904-nucleotide messenger RNA. The record is from the annotation of a GenBank genome assembly. Lineage: Eukaryota; Metazoa; Nematoda; Chromadorea; Rhabditida; Aphelenchoididae.
AUGUCAGAAACAAGUAAGUUAUAUUGACAGUUUUGCAAUUUUAUAUUUAUGUUUUAGGAAUUUUAAAAUACAAAAUUUUUUAUUUUAUUUUGUAUUUUUUAGAAAUAGUGAAGUUGGAUUCUGGGAAAUCUUUGGAUUUGGCAGGUUCCGUCUACUUAGAAGAUUUUUAUCACAAGCCUGAACUUCAACAACACGAAUUAGAGGUUCUGAAGUUAUCGGUCUCUUUUCAAAAUGGUCCUCCGAAAAGUAUUUGUGAAUUUUAUAAAAUAGCGGCAGAACAUCUAAGGUAUGCUGCUCCAAAUUUGAAAUCCGUCGUUCUUGAUGGAGGAUAUGUCUUCAAUCCUAGCGAUGAUGUAAGAAUUUUAUUUUGCUUGGCAUGAAAAGUAUUAAAAUUUUUUGAUAAUUUCAACAUUUUCGUACUAAAGCAAAGUUUUUAAGACGUCAGCUGUUUUUGAAAACGAAAUCAAUGAGCUGAAGGUGCAUUUUCAAACUAUUGUGAACAACCUGCAAGAAACAGGACUUCCAUUGGAGAGAGUUAGAUUUGUUUCUAUAUACACUUUUCAUGUUAGCGUGAGUUUCACUAUUCACAUGUGAUUGUAAAUCGAUAACUAAAAAUCACAUUAUUCUUAUUUUGUGCAAAAUUUAUCCAUGGUUGAAAUUCUAUAUAAUUCUUAUAUUUAUAAAAUUAAAUCUUUAGAGUAUUCAAACUGCUCAAGAAGUGUUCAAAAAUGUGUUUAACGUAGAUUUAACCGAUAGAGACGUUGAAGAAAAUGUCGUAUACUUUACAUAUCACAGUAAUGGGGUGAAGUUUGAUGUAAAAAUUCAGUUGAGCAUUACACUUCUAAAAGCUAGUGAGAAGGAUCGGUCUCGAUUUUAUGAUGCAGAAGUUACAACACAAUUCUAA